Diachasma alloeum is the source of this 612-nucleotide messenger RNA. RefSeq names its product endocuticle structural glycoprotein SgAbd-2. The transcript has a single exon. Bases 74 to 499 code for a protein of 141 amino acids. Gene Ontology annotation, cellular component: chitin-based extracellular matrix. The record is from RefSeq and is a predicted model, not a curated record. NCBI's taxonomy places the organism in Eukaryota, Metazoa, Arthropoda, Insecta, Hymenoptera, Braconidae. Gene Ontology annotation, molecular function: structural constituent of chitin-based larval cuticle.
AUAAAAAGGCAGUAGCAUCCUCCAGAGAUCAUCAGUUGAGCAUCAGAGCAACUAUCAGUAUCAUCUUUCAAACAUGAACGGAUACAUCAUCUCAUUCUUUGCCGUUGUGGCUGUAGCUAGUGCUGGACUUCUACCCAACGAGCCAGUUCCAAUCCUGUCUCAGGAUCUCGAAGUUGGCUUUGACGGUACCUUCCGCAAUUUCUACGAGACUGGAAAUGGAAUCAGUGUGCAAGAGCAAGGAUACCACCAGCCUGGACAGACACCGGAGGAGGGAACCAACGUGGUCCAGGGAUCUGCUCAGUGGACUGCACCCGAUGGUACCCCAGUCUCGAUCAACUGGGUUGCUGAUCAAAAUGGUGCUCAAUUCCAAGGAUCUCACCUCCCAGUCGCACCAACCCCACCACCAAUCCCACCAGCAGUCCAGAGAGCACUCGAAUACAUCGCAGCCCAUCCUGAGCAAAACGAAGGGCAGGUCAGGCCUCUAGGCCGCAGAUUCUAAGACCAUCAACAGUGAUAAUGAAAUCAACCUAGUUGUUUUGUUGUUUAGUAGUCUAUUGUAGAACCUUUUCUGUUUCCUACUGCCAUUGAAAUAAAUUAUCUCAGUGUCAUUCA